This is a messenger RNA of Beta vulgaris subsp. vulgaris (sugar beet), 3248 nucleotides long. RefSeq names its product probable inactive leucine-rich repeat receptor-like protein kinase At3g03770. Lineage: Eukaryota; Viridiplantae; Streptophyta; Magnoliopsida; Caryophyllales; Amaranthaceae. The transcript is spliced from 9 exons. The record is from RefSeq and is a predicted model, not a curated record. Gene Ontology annotation, biological process: protein phosphorylation. The coding region runs from base 731 to 3094 and encodes 787 amino acids. Gene Ontology annotation, molecular function: protein kinase activity; ATP binding; protein binding.
AAAAUUCCUUAGUCCCUACUAAUAAAGCUUCUCUCUUCUUCUGCCAAGAAUCUCUCUUUCUUUCUCUUUUUCCCUUUUUCCCUUUUUCCAGCCUUCCCAUUUUCCCUCCACAACUAUGGCUUCUUUAACUAUCACAAAAAGUCACCUUCAGAUUUUGUAUAAUAAUCAAAAGAUCAAAAAUAAAUUUAAAGUGUCGGUUUCUAUAUUUUGACUGACACUGAAACCCCAUCUUCCUUCAUGUAGAUAUAACUAAUUUUCUAUCAAGAAUAAUUAAAACAAACAAAACAAGCUAAUUGGGUUUCAAGUCUACACCAAAAUAAUUACAAAUUAUGGUUGCUUGUCCUUGAAACUUUCUAAAAUUUCUUUUUUUUUUUCCUAAAUAUUUCUUAAAGAAAAGAAUUUUGCAUAAAAUUUCUUUUUUCAAAGUUCUAUGAUUGAUGUUUUGAGCUUUAUUUUCAUAAAUAUUCCAUUGUUUCCUUCUUUGCUAAGGUGGGUAGGAGUAGUUUUUUAUUUAUUUUGCUGUUGCAGCUGCUGGAUUCUGGUUAGUUGUUCAUCUACCUUUUUCUUUACAGUACCCUCGAUUUGAAAAUUCUGGAUCCGCCACUGCAGUUUAAUGGAGUUCAAACUUCAAAGACAAGUGAAUUUUCCAAGCUAACCCUGAACUACAGUGCUAGUGCAUGGAAGAUCCAAAUAUUUGUGCAUCUCCAAAUUGUCUCAUAAUUGAGAAAAAAUGGCAAAGGGACUCAGGCAACCACUAAUCUUUCUUCUACUAGUGGUUUCAAUCCAAAUUUCAGUGUCAGUGAAGCUACAUUCGUCACAAGUAGAGACUCUUGUGAGAAUUCGAUCACUUCUGAACUUCCCUUCUUUUUUAAGCAGCUGGAAUAAGAAAACAAGCUUUUGUAACUUGGAUCCAUCCCCGUCUGUCACUGUCGUAUGCUAUGGAAAUAAUGUCACUCAACUUCAUAUAGCUGGAAAUAAAGGAGCUCCAAAAUUGCCUCAUAAUUUCUCAAUUGAGUCAUUAGUCACUGCCCUUGUUAAGUUACCUAACUUGAAGGUUCUUACUUUGGUUUCCCUAGGUUUAUGGGGUCCAUUACCUGCAAGAAUAGGGCUGUUAUCUUCACUUGAGAGGCUUAACAUAAGCUCAAAUUUUUUCUAUGGUAACAUCCCGGAAGAAAUCUCAUCUCUGACAAACCUCCAAGGUAUCGUACUGGAUAAUAAUGGGUUUAGUGGUCAACUUCCAGAUAAAAUGGGAUCAUUUCCUGCUCUGAAUGCUCUCAGUUUGAGGAACAACUCUUUCAAUGGGUCAUUACCAAAGAGUGUAAGCAAAUUGGGCGGUCUCAGAGUUCUUACACUGGCAAAUAAUCAUUUUUACGGAGACAUACCUGAUCUUACAGGGUUAGAGAACCUUGAAGAGCUCGACUUGGAGAAUAACUCAUUUGGACCUGAUUUCCCUCAGCUUAAGAACAAAUUAGUGACACUUAUCAUCAGAAAUAACAAGUUUAGGUCCGCUAUCCCUGCUGAAAUUAGUUCAUAUUAUCAACUCCAAAAGCUGGACAUUUCUUCAAAUAAAUUUAUGGGCCCGUUUCCUGUAUCAUUGUUAUCUCUACCCUCGAUCAACUAUCUGAACAUUGCAGGAAACAAGUUCACUGGACUGCUUUCUAAAAUUAUAUCUUGCAAUGGUGCACUUAAUUAUGUGGACUUGUCAUCCAAUCUCUUGACAGGCGACUUACCUGACUGCCUUCAAUCAAACUCCAAGAAGCAAUUUGUUCAUUAUGAAGGAAAUUGCUUAAAUUCGGUAGAUAAUAGCCAGCAUCCAUAUUCCUUCUGCCGAAAUGAAGCUUUGGCUGCUGGGAUAGUAGAUUCCCACAAGAAAAAAGAUCGAACAAGGAGAACUGUCUUAGCUUCAUGCAUAGUUGGUGGAGUGAUAGUUUUCGUUGUCUUUAUCAUUCUGGUUGUCUGGCUCUUUAAAGUAGUUCAUGCGAAGAAGAAACUUGACGCUCGCCCACCUAGAGUAAUCUCUGAAAAGGCUUCAACAGGAUUCACAUCAAAGCUUCUUACUGAUGCAAGAUAUAUAUCAAAGACUAUGAAGCUUGGGGCACUUGGCAUUCCAGCAUAUCGGACAUUUUCUUUGGAAGAACUUGAGAUUGCUACAAAUAAAUUUGCUUCAGCCGCAUUUAUGGGAGAAGGAUCUCAAGGUCAGAUGUAUAGGGGUCAGCUGAAUGAUGGUUCUCUUGUUGCCAUCAGAUGCCUGAAGCUAAAAGAAAAUCACCCUAUCGAAUACCUGAUGCCUCACAUAGAACUAAUAUCUAAGCUUCGACACCACCAUUUAGUCAGUUCAAUAGGUCAUUGUUUCGAGUAUUACUUGGAGGAUUCGAGUGUUAGCAGAUUAUUCCUUGUAUUUGAAUAUGUACCAAAUGGAACACUAAGGAGUUGGAUCUCAGCUGGACGUGCCAGAAGAAAGCUCACAUGGUCGCAACGUAUAGCAGCUUCGAUCGGAAUUGCGAAAGGAAUCCAGUUUCUUCAUGCAGGGAUGACGCCUGGCAUUUUUUCAAACAACCUUAGAAUAACAGACAUUUUAAUAGACCAAAACAUGGCUGCUAAAAUCAGCAGUUAUAACCUUCCAUUGUUGGCUGAGAAUAUGGGAAAUAUUUCUCAUGCAGCUUCAACAAAGUCGAAAGAGGUUCACAUGAGGAUUGAACACGAAGAUAAGAUGGAUGUUUAUGAUUUUGGCGUAAUAUUACUGGAAAUGCUCAUGGGAAUGCAAAUUAAAACAAGGAGUGAGCUCAACGCAUUGAGAAACCAGGUACAAGCGAGCCUUGCAGCAGAUGAAGCAGCUCGUAGGAAUAGUGUGGCUGAAGAAAUCCAGAACACCUGCUCUGAUGAAUCACUUAAGACGUUGAUGGAAAUAUGUGGUAGAUGUUUGUCGAAAGACCCUAGCCUGAGACCAUCUGUCGAGGAUGUACUGUGGAACUUGCAGUUUGCUUCUCAGGUUCAGGAAGCAUGGCAAGGCGGAGAGUCACGAAGCAGCAGAGGCAGUUCCCCUGGCUCGCCCUCGCCUCCUCCAGUCUCAAAGCUAAGGUUCACCAUACACUAACCAGCUGGAAGUACAACUUCAUGUGACUACCAUUAUACUUGACCAUAUAGAAAGUAAACAAUCAGUUGCAUCUCACCUUCUUAUAGUUUUGUUGUUCACUUGAAUAUUUGGAAGUACAAAUCUAAAGGACAGUGUAUGUCCAUAAAUAUGUCUA